GAAAAAAAUUUGAACAGCAAAACUUCGGGCUACGUGUGCAAUUCCUGUCGAUCAAGGCCAUUCUCUGCCACUAUUCUAGAAAGUUAUCCCGAGAGGGUAACGAAAGCGCUCCGAAGAAUAUUCCGAAGGCUUCCGACGGUUGAUCCCGUCGUAUCGGGGCUUGGGUUUGGGAAGUGUAAAGAUGUGAGAGUUUCACUCGAAUGUUUGUUCUGUUUUGAUAUAGCUUGUUUGAAUAUUUAAUGACUGCAUUUGCAGUCGAUAGGCAUCAGAGGGUUUCUUCGUAGUUCAUAAUGGACGACAGUGAUGUCGCCGGAAAAUCUGAUGUCGUAUACUCGAGCGGAGAGGACGGCUCGACGUCCGUGUUGUCAGAACGUGUAUCGUCUCUCGCCGCAGCGAUAUAUGCCGAAUUUGAACGUAUGAUACAAAAGCACGGUCAAGAUGCUGUAUCGGGGCUUAUGCCUUUGAUGGUAUCCGUUCUCGAACAGCUUGACGCGGCCUACAAUGACAACAACGAGCAGUAUGUUGAUUUGGAACUUCUAAAUGAUGACAACGAACAACUGCUAACACAAUACGAACGUGAAAAACAAUUGCGAAAGAUUGCAGAGAAUAAAUACCUUCAGGUGGAAGAUGAACAUGAGCAAGAGAAGCGAGAGAUCUUGAAGAAUUUCGAGGACGAGAAACUAGAAAAGAGAUCACUGGAAAGCAAAAUUAAGAGUCUAACUGAUCACGUGCAAAGAACCGAGGAAAGAUUAAAUGAAAAAUGUCGCGACUACAAUUCUCUUCAUCAAAGACACUCCGAAAUGGUUCGUCAUUUUAUGGAAAGAACGGAGAGGAGCGAGCGUGGUAGUCGACUGUUAGUAGGAACUCCUGGCGGAGCACUGGAGACACCGAAACAGAGAAAAUCAGCAGCGCGACCAGAAAAUGGCGUUAUGCCGGGCCUGUUCAGCUCCAUAUCACAACCAAACCUUGCCACCCCCGUCAGUCCAACGCCUCAAACACCAAAUGGGAAUGUUGACGUGAACCUUGAACAGAGUUUUGACAGGAAAAAUGAUCUCUCCUUCGAAGACGAGUCUGUUGUAAAACUCGAAGAUGAAGGGAAAAUGGUGACGAUAAACGCUGUGGGAGUGGAAACGAUGCACCGUCAAGCUGCCGACGCCAUUCCGUUUUCCGACGAGGCACGGACGGCGAUGCUGGCACACGAAGCUGCUGCCAUCGUGAAGGAAAACGAUAAGGUGCAUGUGGAGACCGGUUCUCCUGCGGUCAAAGAACAAAACGGUGAAGUAAAACAAGAACUCAAUGCCAGCGCGAUAAGUUCACGUACAAGCAGCAUGGAUUCGGACGCGAGCAACGUGAAAACGUGCAACAUAUCGGAUAUAAGCCACAUCCCUGUGGUCAGCGUACAGGAUGUGCAAAAUUUAAUAGUUAGUCCGAGGAGCAAGUCCGAGUCGGCCAGUGAGUCGAUGAUCAGCGAACUGAGUCCCGAUAUUCGAGCGAUCUUAUCAUCGACUCCAGAAUUGGAAAGCUCGGCGACUCGGAAUUCCAAGGUGAGCAAAGGCUCGAGGGAUAACGUCAAGACCGCGCUGGAGUUCGACCCCGCGCAGGAAUUCGUGAACACCAACUCGUUGUUCGCUGAAUUGUCGUGCCAGGAGCCGAGCGCCAUCGGAGAAAUCGACGAGGGAGCGGAGAUAUCGGUCAUGGGAAAAGAACUGGAGUCGGUAUUAAAAGAGAACGAAGAACUCGUGAAAACAAAGGGCAAACUGCUGACUCAGAAAAACGACUUGUUGAAUAGAAUUGAAGAAAUAACCAGAGAAAACGAAAUCUUGAAAGAUGAAUCGAAGAUGUUGCAGGAGAAAAUGCAAUCGCUGUCAACCCAGGGGGAAAGUUAUGGACAGCAACAACAGGAAAUCAAAAGGUUAAAACAUGAGCUGGACAAAUCGACUAUGGCACUAAAAGAGGCGAAUGUUUCAGCUGCACAUCGCAAAAGAUUCAGCCGAGUUGAAAUGGCGCGUGUGUUGAUGGAAAGAAAUCAAUAUAAGGAAAGGUUGAUGGAACUACAAGAAGCUGUCAGGUGGACGGAGAUGAUAAGAGCUUCAAAAGAAAAAAGCCUCGAAUUACAACAGAAAAAGAAGUCGUGGGUUUGGAAAUUAUUCAGCGGUCUUUUCAAUACUGCUCCAAAGAAGCCCAGCCCAAGUCCUUCGAGUAUUAAGUAUUCCGCACCAGGGCCUUCAGCAGGGGGAUCUACAGGGCUUCCUUCGGAUUCCACCGCAGAAGUAUCGCCUGGAGUGGUAGAUAGUCAAGUAGAUCGACAACGAUUGAUGGAGAAGAGAACAAGAAUGAAGCAGUUGCGAGCCUCCAUUAGCUCUGGUAUGUCGGAGGGUCGAAUGCAAGCAUAUGGAUGGAGUUUACCAUCACGAUAUUCAACUGAGGGAGCAAAUGGAAGCAAAGGUCUUGUUUCCGUCCCUGUUCCCAUCUACUGUAGGCCAUUGAACAUCAGUGAACCUGGUAUGAAGAUUUGGUGCGCGGCUGUGGUCGAGCGACGAUCGAAAGAUGGCGGUUCGCCCAUAGGAGGUAGUGUAUUCUACGCUGAAAGUUGUCGCGAAUCGAGUUCUUCUAAGGCCAGUGAUAAUUCGUCUUUAGAAGAAUCGUCCUCAACGACCCUGUGGAUAGGGAGUAGCACCCAUUCGUGCAGCAAGGUUACGGUCAUCGACGGAAAUUCGCCCCAGAAAAUCCUAGAAUGUUUUGUAUUAUGUUCGUCUCAUCUCCUGUGCAUUGCUGCUGUUCCCGGCGUGAGCGAGGAUGAUUGUGAAGAGAAUGUGGAUGUUGCUGAUAUAUCCUAUGAUACUGGACCAGGUGAAGUUAAAGCCAGUCCUGGCCAACCUCGCCGGUCCGUUGAUGCCUCUGAUAGUUUUGAAAGUUUUAACAAGACCAACGAUUCCCUGUCUACGUCAGACCUAAUUGAUCCUCUUGAGGUGAAACCGAAAGCUGUAUGCGGCGAUCAAGCUGUGGUCAAUGGCGCUACUCAAGAUGGUAGCACUACGAAGAUUGCCGAAGGACCGAUGGAUAAAGUCAGCACGAUGCUUCCUACGGUUUGGUUCGGCGCACAGUCGGGAAGCAUUUAUAUCCAUUCUGCAGUUAGUGAUUGGAAGAGAAGCCUUCACUCGAUCAAGUUGAGAGACUCGGUCCUCAGCAUUGUUCACGUAAAAGGGAAAGUUCUUAUCGCCCUUGCUGAUGGAACAGUUGCCAUCUUUCGACGUAAACCAAAUGGCCAAUGGGACGCUCAAAACUAUCACUUACUGGAUCUUGGGCGUCCUCAUCAUUCCAUCCGUUGCAUGACUGUUGUCCAUGAUCAUGUCUGGUGUGGCUAUCGGAAUAAGAUUCAAGUGAUUAACCCGCAAAUUAUGAGGAUUGUGAAAUCCUUUGACGCACAUCCGCGAAGAGAAAGUCAAGUCCGCCAGUUGUCUUGUAUUGGUGACGGAGUGUGGGUCUCUAUUCGUUUAGAUAGCACAUUAAGAUUGUAUAACGCUCAUACGUAUAAUCAUCUUCAAGAUGUUGAUAUUGAACCUUGUGUCAGCAGUCUCAUAGGUGCUGGCAAACUUGGCUUUUCGUUUGUUCGUAUUACUGCAUUAAUGUUGACGAAGGAUCGUAUGUGGGUUGGAACAGGAAAUGGGGUCGUAUUGUCCAUACCGCUGGUUGCUGCCCAACCGGAGUCAUCCAGAUCAGUUGUGACUUCGCCAACUGAGUCCUCUAACGGGGGGCCCGGCGGAGUAGUUAGGGUAUACACGGACACAAUGGAGAAAGGAGAGAAAUCUGGCGUGUCUAGCUUUAUGCCAUAUUGUUCAAUGGUGAAUGCUCACAUCUCAUUCCAUGGGCAUCGGGAUUCGGUGAAAUUUUUCGUAACUGUUUCCGGAAGCAUGGAUAAAGCAACUUCACUUUCUUCACCCAAACUUUCCACGUCAUCGGCUAAAGCUGAGUCCGCGUUGUUUACAUCAAUGACAACGGAAAAUGACAAAAGUUGGCUUGUUAUCAGCGGCGGUGAAGGUUACAUUGACUUUAGAACUGGUGAUAAUAUCGAAGGAGGUGAAAAUAUAGGUGGGCCGGAGGACAUUCCCUCAAGUUCCAAAAUGUCAUCGGCUGAAAAUAGUCACAUUAUGGUUUGGCAAGUUACAGGUGAUUGAGACAGCGUGAUCGCUUGUCGAUAAAGAGCAAACAUUUUAUUGUAGUCUUUAUCAGGAAUAUCCGGUGAUUUUAUCUCAAUAUGAAUGGUUACAUAUUUUAACGCGUAUGAUAUACAAGAAUAAGACGUUGGUUAUUCGGUGGUAUUCGAGCUGAAAGACAUUCUGCCGCUUGAACAAUAUGCUAUUUUAGUAAAUGACUGGUUGAUUUCAAUGGAUAAGGUCAUUUAAUUAUUAUGUGGACUCUAUAGGCAAGAUUCUCAAAAUAUCGUUUAUUCGAUUUCUACAUAAAGCAACAUUGGAUGGAACGCAUAUAUUGAUAUACAGUAUGAAGACGCAAAAGGUGUACGAAAUAUCCCGUAUAAUUUAUUGUCAACCGUUGAUGACCGUCGCCUUACCAAGGUGUAAAGGUUUCGCAUGUAUAAACUACAAGAGCGAAGGGUUUCUAGACGAUGUGCAAUAUGAAGCUCCACACAACGGCCGGUAUCCGACGAAAGGUUGUUACUAUGUUUUAAAAAGAAACGCUGUUCGUUGUCGGUUGGUCAAAAUAGGAACAGUGGGAUUUCACGUGGCUUACAGUAUUUAUCGAUGCAUGUGCAUGUUUAUUGCAAUUAUACCGGAUCGUAUAAUAAAAUGGACUGAUUUCUGAUAUAUCGAUUGUUUUUUUCCCAUUUUGUUUUGAAAAAGGAAUUGCUUACGAAUUGCCUCAUAUCAUACUUGAAACUAGCUUGUUUCAAAUAUGGCGGACCUCGUGUGAGGAACGAAUAAAAAAUUAAU
This is a messenger RNA of Dendronephthya gigantea, 4949 nucleotides long. Its product is annotated as JNK-interacting protein 3-like. Gene Ontology annotation, cellular component: cytoplasm. NCBI's taxonomy places the organism in Eukaryota, Metazoa, Cnidaria, Anthozoa, Malacalcyonacea, Nephtheidae. The transcript is spliced from 24 exons. Bases 291 to 4175 code for a protein of 1294 amino acids. Gene Ontology annotation, molecular function: MAP kinase scaffold activity; kinesin binding; signaling receptor complex adaptor activity. Gene Ontology annotation, biological process: vesicle-mediated transport. The record is from RefSeq and is a predicted model, not a curated record.